AAACAUGCAAUUCAAUAACUCAAGAUUGCUUGAAUUUAAGAUCCAUUUGGGUUUGAACUAUUUUACUAUCUGGGAACGAGUCUUACUCAUCGUGUUGACACAAUCAAAUUGAAAACCAUGUAAAGAGAUAUCAGCAAAGCCAUAUCUCAUCUUCCUAAUCUCUCUCUCUCUCUCUAAAUUAAUUAGCAGAGAAUUUUAUACCCCUUUCCACUUGAGAAAAAUGAAGAAACGAAAGAAAAAAGCAUGCCCGGACCGACUCAGCGAGUUACCAAACUCAUUAAUUCAUCUAAUCUUUUCAUUCCUCCCAACCAAAUACGCUGUUCGAACAACCCUUCUCUCCAAACGAUGGAGAGAUUUCUGGCUCACCGUGCCUACCCUCAAUUUCCACGAUCGCGAUUUCCUCUACCGUCGCGAGGCACCACUCUUCGACUUCGUCGACCUCGCUCUCAUUCUCUGGAACGGCGCACGCCUUUCCAGAUUCGACCUCGCUUUCAACUACCAUCGCCACGAAUCAGGAGAAUACGAAUCCCGCUCUUAUCGGAAUUAUUGGUCCGCUUCCCUAAUUCUCGAUCUGUGGCUGCGAUUCGCGGCGGAGAACGCGGUGGAGGAGCUGAUCCUGGAUCUGAUCGACGGCGACGACGCCAAGGAGGGCCUUUUUCGUGAGACAUACUGGCUGCCGCAGCGCUUGUAUUCGUGCUCGUCGAUUAGGGAGCUCUCGCUCGCAGGUUGUGUAGUGAGCAUCAAUGGCGGCGUGAAUUGGGAUCGGCUUAGGGUUCUGAGGAUCGAAGGCUCGUGGCUGAGAGGAUACAACGUCGGCCGAGUCCUGCGCGGCGCGCCGCGGCUGGAAGUGUUGAUUCUGCGUGUUUUUGGGGGUGGCGGGCGAUUGAGUAUUGUGUCGGAUAGCUUGAAGAAGGUGGUGGUUGAGAGAUACGAACGCGGCGAUGGUGACGACGAUGGUGAUUUGGAUUAUGAAGAGAUGAAAGAAGUCAUGGACAUCUGCGCGCCUAAUGUUGAGACGUUGCAGGUUUUGGGAGUUAUGUACCGUGAAUGUGUGGUGGAGGAUGUGUCGUGUUUGCGAAAUGCGAUUUUUGAGUUUGAUCUCUCUCGAGAUUAUCAACAUGGGAGAUCUCCUGGUUAUGAAUUGGUUGAAGAUGUUUUGGGGCAAGAUCAUCCUACUCGAGUUGAAACUGUCACGUUAUCAUCAGACUUUGAGGUGAUGGCAGAUAUGAAAAAGAAAUACUGUAUGCUAGCAUCAUUAUCGAGCACAAGGUGUUUAAAACUGUAUGCUACUAAAGUUGAGAAGAUAGUUGAAAUUCUCCAAGUUUUCCCUAGGAUGAUGAUGUUAGUCCUUCAACACAGUGAUCUGCGUGAAGGUGAUCACCACGACGUCUUUGAAAUUAUUCGUGAUGACGAACAAGCAAAUUUCUUGGAGUCUAAAACAGAUUUUCCCGAGUCCAGUCUUCUGCAGCUACGUACAGUUGAGAUUACUUGGUAUGCAGACGACGACGCGAUUUUUCCAUUUAUAGAACUUCUGCUGAAAUAUGGUAGGAAGCUGGAGAAAAUGGUGAUAAUGUGGCUGAAAAGAAAUGGAGAAGUUGUAGAAAAAGAAGAGUGUUUUGCUUUGGCAGAAGAGAAAGUGUUGAGUAUGUGGAGAUCCUCCCCUACUGCAAAUGUUCAACACAAAGAGUUGCCCCUAUCUCAAUGAAAUUUAUAUUUAAUGUAGAAUUUUUGAACUAGACUUUUCUUCAAAAAAGAAA
Messenger RNA from Salvia miltiorrhiza (redroot sage), 1757 nucleotides. RefSeq names its product putative F-box/LRR-repeat protein At3g18150. NCBI's taxonomy places the organism in Eukaryota, Viridiplantae, Streptophyta, Magnoliopsida, Lamiales, Lamiaceae. The record is from RefSeq and is a predicted model, not a curated record. The transcript has 3 exons. Gene Ontology annotation, molecular function: calcium ion binding; protein binding. Bases 221 to 1705 code for a protein of 494 amino acids.